Blastomyces gilchristii SLH14081 is the source of this 2716-nucleotide messenger RNA. RefSeq names its product ankyrin repeat and BTB/POZ domain-containing protein. The record is from RefSeq and is a predicted model, not a curated record. Gene Ontology annotation, molecular function: protein binding. The coding region runs from base 79 to 2148 and encodes 689 amino acids. Gene Ontology annotation, cellular component: cytoplasm; ubiquitin ligase complex. Lineage: Eukaryota; Fungi; Ascomycota; Eurotiomycetes; Onygenales; Ajellomycetaceae. The transcript has 3 exons.
AUCGACGUCAACUUGGAAUUCAUAGUCUUCUCUGCUGUGCUGCACUUGAUAUUAGUGCUUUAUACUGACCUGUCAGAUAUGCCCAAAACAGCUACGCUGCCCAAAUAUCAGCUACAGACAACCCUACAGAAUGAAAGGAAACUGAUCAAGGAUGGCAGGCUCAAGGAUGACAACCCCCUUGACCAAAGCCAGCCAUUUCGGGAACUUUGCGAAGCAUGUCGACGAGGCGACCUGAAAGUCUGCCAGGAGAAGAUUACUGAGGGCGUUAAUAUCAAUGCAAGAGAUUUAUUUGAUUGCACGCCACUGAUUCUUGCGAGCCUUUGCGGCCAUUAUGAAGUGGUACGACUUCUCCUUGACUCGGGGGCAUUGUGUGAGCGUGAUACUUUUCAAGGCGAAAGAUGUCUAUAUAAUGCUCUGAACGAUAGAAUACGAAAUUUGCUUCUUCAAUAUGAUUAUUCGAAAUCCACGGAUCCCUUGCAGCCGUUUGCUGCUCAUCUGGCCUCCUUGUUAUCACGAGACCACCCUCAAACUGCGGAUAUUGCAGUCACAGCAUUGGACGAAUCAUUUCGAUUACACAAAUUCAUUCUAUCUGCGCGCUCCCCGUCCUUUUCUAAUAAGUUGUCAUUUGCCCCCAUGGUAAAAUCGUGGAAACUUCCAAGCUCAAUUCCCCCUGAAGCAUUCAACGUAGGCGUAAGGUAUUUGUACCUAGGGGAAGCACCGCGGGAGCUAAGAUUCGGACCGGGAACUGACUACACCGAAGCAGAAAUUUUGGCUGGUAUCGAAAGGGUUGCCAAACACCUGCAGCUCCCGGGUCUAGUAGAGACAAUUCUUGACAGUGGAGAUAGAAGGCUGACCAGGCAACGAAGGGCAGAGGAAACUUCAAGGGGCCGUGACCAGAUGGAAUCAUGGUUUCGAGAGAAUGUCCUCCAGCAUAAACUCGUUGUCGAAACCGACAAGGCCAAUAAAGUGAAAUGGCCAAGGGACAAUGGGAUAUUUGCUGAUGUCUUACUUCGUGUGGAUGAACCCGUGGCCGAAGACAACAUGCCGCGAACAAACGAUGGUACGCACGAGCUAAAUCCCGGGAACCUCGAAGCCACGAACCGUAUUCCAGUGGGCCCAACGUCACGGCCAUCGUCUCCUACCUCGUGGCCGCCGUCGCAAAAGCCUCGCAAGUCAAUCCUCUUCCCCGUCCAUAGAGCGAUGCUGCUGCGCUCUGAUUUCUUCAAUGCGAUGUUUUCUUCCACAUUUAAAGAAGCCCAGAUAACGGAGCAUUUACAAAUAAUACCUGUGGACUGUUCACCCGAAACAUUGGAAGUUGUCCUCACCUAUUUAUAUACCGACAGAGUUGAAUUCCCAUUAUCACUGGGUGUUGAGGUGCUUUGUGCUGCAGAUUUGCUUUGUAUUGAAAGGCUUAAGUCCAAAGCAGCAGUGUUGAUUAGCUCCCUCGGUAAUGGUAACAUGAAGCAACAACAGGCAAGGAGGGAGGACGAAAAAGUCGCCAAAGAGACAGAUGCUACCCCAAAAGAGACGCAACAAGAUGACGAUGAGGAGGAAUUAGAUAUUUACGAAGUCAUUCGAGCAGGAUGGAUGUUUCGAGUUCAGCGUCUCGAGGAAUUCGCGGCCCGGUAUCUUGCUUACCGCCUCGAGUCGCACAUUGAUCUACCAGAGUUUGCAGAACUAGUUGCCGAAUCAGCGACCCGUAUCUCCCAGAGGCAGGAAACAGAUUCUAUCGAACUCGUGGAUGAUAUUCGAUUCUACCUUAGCGAGAGAUUCAGGCUGCGGUUCGAAGAUUCGGGCCUGGACGAAAUCAUGAUGGACGAAAACCCCAAAGUGACACAAGUUGGCGACGGCAGCAGCGGCGAGGCUGUCGACGGCGUCAAAGUGGAUAAUGAUAUUUCAAAUGAUAACCUGACAGCUGAUAUUCCCAAUCGUGGCUCCGAAUCGGAGCGUGACUCUGCAGAAGACGAAGCCACUGAUGUCAGCAAUCACAAAUCCCAGCCAGUAAAUGGCUUCCCUUCUAAUGGUGCAGUUUUCAGAACUCUAGAUGGACAUGUUGCAGGGGAUGAGUUUGCGAGGGACAACGCGGACUACCAAAUUUUACUGGAUAAAUUGGAUCGUCUUUUGGAGAAGCUUGGUUUGGAGGCAUAGGUCGGCUUGCCAUUAGUACCGAGAUUAUAGAUAUUAGACAAGAUCCAUCAUUCUCAAAUGCGUCAAUAUCUUGUUUAGUCUUUUUUAUUUUUAUUUUUUAUUUUUCAUUUUUUUUUUUAUUUCUGCUUCGCUGGAAGGGAAAUUUUACCUUUCAGCCAUUAUUAAAACAUAUUUCUCUGUAUUUGGCGUUGCUAUUUCGUGCAAAUAAAUGAGACUGGAUAAUUCAAUUUAUGGGUUUAUUCUUCCUCCCAUAAGAUAUGUAUACGGGCGGGUAUAUAUGUACAUGUACAUACACUAGCCACUUAUCGGCCACUAUUGAUUGCCCCGUUCUCUUCCUCUUAUGCCUGCCCAUCUUAAACUGAUUUCCUUUUUCUUUCUCAAGUACCAAUAGGCCUCAAUGAAUAUGUGGAAGAAUUGUACAGUAAAUCGCAUGCUGCAUGCAUGUACAGUAGUGUCCAAGAAGUCAGCGUACUAGGGGCUCAGCGCUGAGCAUUCUCUCAUAUACCCCUCUUCUUCCUAACAGAGGUUCAUCUAACAUAGAUAUAUAUAUAUACAUACAUAUACUGGA